Molecule: messenger RNA, 561 nt
Organism: Ogataea philodendri
Lineage: Eukaryota; Fungi; Ascomycota; Pichiomycetes; Pichiales; Pichiaceae
Exons: 2
Coding region: 1-561 (186 amino acids)
Source: RefSeq, a predicted model, not a curated record
AUGGCUGGUGAACUGGCGCAACGCCGUGGCAGCAGAGUGGCUCUGGUACAAUUUCAAAAGCACUCGAAGAACCUCGUUACGAACAGCAGACUCCUGGUCGGUCAUCAGCCAUCCCAAGUACCGGAUAUACACACUUUCAAAGAAGAACUCCGGAUACUGGUCGAUCCAGUUGCUAAGCUGUCUGACACACUCCUGGCGGAUUUGCGAGUCGGUGUCUCUAUAUCUGUGAGCAAAUGUUGUGUUGAAGAUAUCCUGGAGAAAAGUUUCCAGAUAGUUUUUGUGUUCCAUUUUGGGUUUUUCGAGUUGGAGGCAAGACCCAAUGGGUAUUCGUGGGAGACUUGCUUUUCGAACAUUGCCUGGAUCUCGGCGAUAGUUUCCUUGGAGGAGUCUGCGUUGACAACGUCGUGUUGGGCAACAAGAGUCACACACCCACAGGAUCUCAACACAAGGUUGACCAUAUCUUUGAUCGCGUCGUACUUGUCUUCUUGGAACUGGUCGAGCCAAGAGGCUGCAAGCUCGGCGACUGCGGACUCUGCAUUGCUCAAGGCCUCGAACAGAUAG